AUGCCAACAACUCGCAAGCUUCGAAGCAAAGUUCUUCCUGACGACCUUGACGCCGAGUUUGGAGGAACUUGCAACGACCCAUACUCGAGCAAUUGGGUAGUCGGUGCUCUCUACGGAAGAGGCUGUCCCAAUCCAGAACCAGACGACGGAACCACUCUUCCGGAAGAUACCUACGAAUUCGUUGCAGAGGAAGACGUAAACCAAAAGCAAAGAAGCCACACCAGAAAGAUCAAAUCUUCCCCUGCUACCAAAAAGAAGAAACCCCACAAACCCAUUCCAGACAACACCAUGUCUUCCAACAACGUGCUUGGUAGUCCCAUCAAGCUGCUCCGUGCGCAGCUUUCAAAUGCCGAUGAGAGAGACGAUGACCUCGAAGUAGUGUUUGACAUCGAUCUCGAAAAUGAAGAAAAUCACGGUGACUACCUUGUCACAAUGUCGACCGAAGAACGCGUAAAGAAGAUGCAGGCAAGCGCUAUUGUUGUGGUUCGUCCCAACGUUGCUCCCGAAGCAGUGAAAGACUUUUCUGCUACGUUUACCAAGGAUUGCAUCUCUAUUGACGGCCCAGCAGCAGAUCAUGAAUUCUUGGCAGCAGCUUCAGGAAAGGAUGGCUGGUUGACAAAGCUCGACAAGACGAAGACUCGCUUUGAAGCAACAAAGCUUUUAACAACCCUCACGUCAUUGGUGACAAAGCUUAAGAAGAAAAAGCGUCCCAAGACCACUCACAUCAGUGUAAAGUCUCUUGGCAUCACGGUGUCAAAUGAAUACUUCUCGCCUGGAGUUGCCAAACACGUGCUAAAGCUGAUCCCUCUUCCCUACAAAGUUACACGCAAGGGCAAGAAUGGUGCUUCCGAAGAGGUUACUCGAGUCAUUCUUGUCUGGAGAGCUUAUAUUGUUGGCACUCUUGGUGAGGUUGAAGCCGACGAUGCGCAGACAGGAGUUGAUGACCUCUUGAACGAGAUGUUGGCUCUCCAAGGUUAG
Messenger RNA from Seminavis robusta, 978 nucleotides. The record is from the annotation of a GenBank genome assembly. Lineage: Eukaryota; Bacillariophyta; Bacillariophyceae; Naviculales; Naviculaceae.